Messenger RNA from Paramisgurnus dabryanus, 996 nucleotides. Its product is annotated as trace amine-associated receptor 13c-like. Gene Ontology annotation, molecular function: trace-amine receptor activity. The record is from RefSeq and is a predicted model, not a curated record. Gene Ontology annotation, cellular component: membrane. Gene Ontology annotation, biological process: G protein-coupled receptor signaling pathway. NCBI's taxonomy places the organism in Eukaryota, Metazoa, Chordata, Actinopteri, Cypriniformes, Cobitidae.
AUGUUCAAUGAAAGUGAAUCGGAUUUGGAUACUCAUUCUAUCAACUACUGCUUUACACACAUCAAUUUAUCAUGCAUCAAAGAUUUCAAAGCAGAAGCUACGGACAUUAUUUUAUACAUUUUCGUUUCUGCAAUAUCCAUGUUAACUGUGUUUCUGAAUCUGCUGGUGAUCAUCUCCAUCUCUCACUUCAAGAAGCUUCACACCCCAACCAACCUGCUCAUUCUCUCUCUGGCUGUGUCGGAUCUGAUCGUGGGACUGAUUGUUAUGCCAGUGCAGGGCAUUAAAUUGAUCGAUUCAUGCUGGUACUUUGGAGAGACAUUUUGUUCGUUAUUUCCAUAUUUUCUUUAUGUGGUUAUCUCAGCAUCUCUUGGUAAUUUGAUUAUCAUUUCUGUGGACCGUUACAUUGCUGUCACUGACCCUCUGAGAUAUCCGACAAGAGUUACAAAUAUUAGAACAAUUUUUUGUAUUGUUAUGAUUUGGUUUUGGUCACUCAUAUUUGGUAUCAUCAUCUUAAGCCAUGCUACAUUUCCCACAGACAAGAGUCAGAAUUGUUUAGGAGAAUGUAGACUUGUCGUCAAAUUUGAAUAUUUUAUCACAGACCUUAUGGUUACUUUCAUUGGACCUUGUUGUACCAUCCUUUCUUUGUAUCUUAGAAUCUUAUGCAUAGCAAAACAACAGGCUCAGAAUUUAAUUUCGUUCAAAGGUAAAAGGGUCUGUUUACAAGACAAGGCUAUGAGAACCAUAGGGAUUUUGGUGGCCGUCUACCUCUUGUGUUUUAUACCGUACUAUAUAGCUGUUCUUACUCAGCUACAUAAACCUGAUGACAAUGUAAUAAAUGUAACAUGCUGGAUAAUAAGCAUGAAUUCCUGUAUGAAUCCCAUCAUCUAUGCCUUGUUUUAUAAAUGGUUUAGAGUAUCAGUUAAACACAUUCUGACGCUAAAAAUAUUUGAACCAUUAUCAGAAUAUUUCAAUCUUUUGCCACGGAAUGAAGUUUAA